Anolis sagrei ordinatus is the source of this 443-nucleotide messenger RNA. The record is from RefSeq and is a predicted model, not a curated record. NCBI's taxonomy places the organism in Eukaryota, Metazoa, Chordata, Lepidosauria, Squamata, Anolidae.
GACGGGAGUGAAGAAAGUGAAGAGGAAGCUGCGAGGGAAUAUUUGUUGCUUUUCCCCAUCAUAGUGGUUGUUCCACAGGAUUUGAAUUGUGGUCCCCUAUAGGCCUUGUCCAUCGCUCAAACAAUCACACCAUGUUGAGUUGUAAAACUGGAGUCUUCUUUCCAUGACCAAAGAUGGCAUCUUAUUUAGCACGAGAAGUUCAGCUUGCUAAAAAACAUGAUGAAAUCCUGUCUCAGAGAUUGGUGUUGCUUCAGCAGAUGGAGAGUCAUCGAGGAGACAAAGAAGCUGAAAAGACAUGGCAAACGCAAGAAGCUGAUGCAGCUCAUAAAAGAAAUGUAGUACUUUUAGCUGAUAUUGAAGCAGCAGAGAAGAAGCUACACUCACGAGAACACUUACUUCUCCACCCUGAUAUUGUUAAUCUUGAGUCAAUGGCAUGGGUCUAA